GCUCUGACGUUUGUCCAACAUCAUCAUCGUCUCUCGCGUCAUGGAAAACGAUUCGCGUCUAACAGAGCAGCGCCUAAGCACUUGACACUCGCGCGAAUCUUUGUCCCUCAUUAUUGCCAGUAGUGCCAGUUUACGUCUUUCGCUUCGUUCCUUACAUAAUGAAAUAGUGAUGGUCAAACUUGACCCAGUUGAAAAUCAUUCUAGCGCGAGUUCCUUCCCGUUGUCUGUGCAAUAGUAUUUACCAGGAUGCUGUUCUGGACGAAAAUCUCGAUCGGUGCUGCUGGUGUUGUGCUCGCUAAAGGCAGUUGGAGGCAGUGUUCUUGUGCCUUGGCCAGGCGAUUAUACAGUCAGCAGAGCAAAGCUUCGGCAGGACAAUCACCGCUGGAUGUGUUGGACGAGAAAAUCGCUCGCAAUGAAAUUCAGCCCGAUGACCAUCAGAAGCGAGUGACGGCGGCCUUGCAAAUUGUGUACGACAGUAUUCAGGGCUAUAGCCCUCCGAAGCCGACCAGUGGACUGGGGAAAUGGUUCAGCUUCGGGAAAAAGGAACCCAAGGUGCAAGCUCCCAAAGGAUUGUACAUCUACGGUAGUGUUGGUGGGGGAAAAACCAUGCUGAUGGAUAUGUUCUACGACUGCUGCUCGAUAGACCGCAAGCGGCGCGUCCACUUCAACUCGUUCAUGACCGACGUGCACUCGAAGAUCCACGAGAUAAAAUCGAGACAGGUGCGUGACGUGAGCAACACCAAACCGCAGCCAUUCGACCCGAUCAAACCGGUCGCGGAAAUAAUCACCCAAGAUUCGUGGCUGAUAUGUUUCGACGAGUUCCAGGUCACAGACAUUGCGGAUGCGAUGAUUCUGAAGCGUUUGUUUACCUAUUUGUUCGAUAGUGGAGUUAUUGUGGUAGCAACAAGCAACCGAGCCCCCGACGAUCUCUACAAAAAUGGGCUGCAGCGCAGCAACUUUGUUCCCUUUAUCGGGGUGCUGAAGAAUCACUGCCGGGUUGUUACGCUGGACAGUGGCGUGGAUUACCGGACGGCAACACUCAAAGGAGAGGGCAUGCACUAUUUCGUAAAAUCUCAAAUGGAUGCCGAUGGAGCCAUGGAUAAACUCUUCAAGGUCCUGUGCUCGCAAGAGAACGACAUGAUUCGCCCGAAAACGUUCACCCAUUUUGGGCGCAACAUUUCCUUCGCCAAGACCUGUGGACAGGUGCUGGAUAGUACAUUCGAUGAGCUAUGUGAUAGGCCCCUCGGUGCAUCGGAUUACAUUCAGAUAUCGCAGUUCUUCCACACCGUACUUAUCAGGGAUAUUCCGCAGUUAAAUCUGAAGCUGAAAUCCCAAACUAGACGAUUCAUUACGCUGAUUGACACCUUGUAUGACAAUCGAGUUCGGUUGGUCGUUUCAUCGGAGGUCCCGUACAAGAUCCUCUUUUCGAACGAGAAACCCGAGGACCUGCACACCUCGGACGAGCAUCGUAUGCUGAUGGACGACUUGAAAAUCACCAAAGACUCCACCGACGCCAGCUCCAACAUCUUCACCGGAGAGGAGGAAGUAUUUGCCUUCGAACGAACCGUGUCCCGGCUGGCCGAGAUGCAAUCGGCCGAGUAUUGGUCCCUCUGGGAAAAGCACCGAUAAGGGGCGUAGUGUGUUUGUCCAUAGGGUGUGCGUGUGUAAUGCGCACAAUACGACCACUGCUGCUGGGCAGUUACGCUUAAGAGGUGGCUUAGGCCACCUCUGAACUUAAAUCACGUGUAAUAGAAUAACAAAUUGAGGCACAUUUAAAAAGGAAAUGUAAAUAUAUUUAUUCGAAUAAAGAAGUAUCAGAUGACGAAGCAGGAA
This is a messenger RNA of Aedes aegypti (yellow fever mosquito), 1833 nucleotides long. Its product is annotated as putative ATPase N2B. NCBI's taxonomy places the organism in Eukaryota, Metazoa, Arthropoda, Insecta, Diptera, Culicidae. The transcript is spliced from 6 exons. The record is from RefSeq and is a predicted model, not a curated record. The coding region runs from base 247 to 1629 and encodes 460 amino acids. Gene Ontology annotation, cellular component: mitochondrion; cytoplasm. Gene Ontology annotation, molecular function: ATP binding; ATP hydrolysis activity.